Molecule: messenger RNA, 2221 nt
Organism: Acanthaster planci (crown-of-thorns starfish)
Lineage: Eukaryota; Metazoa; Echinodermata; Asteroidea; Valvatida; Acanthasteridae
Biological process (GO): hyaluronan metabolic process
Molecular function (GO): serine-type endopeptidase inhibitor activity
Source: RefSeq, a predicted model, not a curated record
CUAUUUGCCACUAAAAUGUAUAACAAAGCAGCGCUUGGAAGAGUCUUUAACACCUGUGAUAUUAAUAUUUUCUUUCCAAAAAGUCAAGGAAAUGAUAAUCACAUCUGCUGUUGUGUAAAACUUGAGCCGUAUUACUGCAUUCCAGAGGCCCAAUUCAAGUACCACUUCCAGACUUUCUGUACACCGGUACUUCUGAUUCAUAAAGCACUGAGACCUGAUCCCAGGGUAGCAUUUGUGCUCUUGUACUCAUGUUGUGUGGUCAAUUACCAAUCCAUUCUGUUUCCGGACAUACAUCUCCACUGCAGAGAGGCUGAUAGUGUAGUGUACAACUCACGAGUGGAGGAAAAAGAAGCGGCUCAGCAGGCUUAUGACCAUGCCAAAAGCCAGGGGCAGACAACUGGACAGGUCAAGCAAUCGUCGGAAGAGAAGAAUGACUUCACCAUAUCCAUCAAUGUUGAAGCACUGAGUGAGCUGAAAUUCAACCUGACUUAUGAGGAACUUCUGAAGAGGAAAGAUGGAUAUUUUGAGAAUGUCAUUUCCAUUUCUCCAGGCCAGACUGUUGAACAUCUGGUUGUAGAUGUGCAUAUCAUCGAGCCCCAGGGUAUCCAGGAGGAAUCUGUAGACUUCUUUGUGAAGAAAUUCAGCCCGGACGGAACUGCUGAGGUUCAGCGCCCGGAUUGGGCACUGGUGAAAGGUUUGAAGAGUGAUCAAGUCAGUGUCCAGUUCUUCCCAACUCCCGAGCAACAAGAGGCUCUGUCUGCCAGUGGCAACUUGGGCAAGUUCAUCGUGCGAUACGAUGUCAUCCAUGGGCAAGAUGCUGGGGAUAUUCAGAUUGUCAAUGGCUAUUUCGUGCAUCAUUUUUCCCCGGAGGGAUUCAAGCCCACACAGAAGAGUGUCGUGUUUGUUCUGGAUACCAGCGGGUCAAUGAGUGGAACAAAAAUUCGGCAAACCAAAGAGGCCAUGGACACCAUACUCUCAGACCUGAGGGAGAUGGACGAGUUUGGUAUCAUCACUUUCUCCUCCUCAACGCGGGCUUGGAGGCCUAGCAUGGUACCUUCUACUAAGGAUAACAUCAAAUCUGCAAAAGACCAUAUACAAGGGCUGCAGGCCGGUGGAGGUACCAAUCUUCAUGGUGGCAUUGUUGAUGCUAUAGCCAUGUUGAAGGAGGCUCAGGGUAAUUCCCUGUCAACUGUAGGUAAGUUCUACUUAAUCAUCAUGCUGACAGACGGUGUACCCACGGCUGGGAGACUGACUGAGCCAGAGGGCAUUAAGGCCGACAUCCGCCGCCAGCUGGAGGGACGUUUCUCCCUGUUCUCAUUAGGCUUCGGCGAGGGUGUGCGCUACCCAUUCUUGGAGGAGCUCUCUCUGCAGACCAAGGGCCUAGCCCGCAAAAUCUAUGCAGACUCUGAUGCUGGGCUUCAGCUGGUGGGCUUCUUUGAUGAGGUGGCUACCCCUCUUCUGGUCAACAUUCAGAUCAAAUAUGAUGAGAACAUGGUUGUCACUAACAGCAUCUCAGAGACUAACUUCCCAGCUUAUUUCGUGGGAACAGAGCUUGUGGUAGCUGGAAAGCUGGUUGCCAACGAUAGCCUGCCAAACAUGCUGACCUGUGUGGUGAUUGCUGAAACUGGUGGGGUUGAAAUAGAGCUGGAGGUUGAAGUAAAUGUCCAGGAAGAGAGUCUGGGUGUUCUCAGCCCCAACGCUGUAGAUGACUUUGCCCAGCGGCUGUGGGCUUUCUUGACCAUCAAGGAGCUUCUCCAGAGGCGUAUUGCUGCACAAACAGACGAGGAGAAGAAUGCCCUGACAGAGAGGGCUCUGGAGCUCUCCCUCAAGUAUCACUUUGUCACCCCGCUAACGUCACUGGUCGUGGUCAAGCCGAAUGAAGAUGAGCCCGUUCUACCGGUUGUAGAACCCAGAGUUUAUCAUGAAGAGACCGUCGACAUAUCUCAUUAUAGGCGUCCACCUCCUGCACAUCCGCCCAAGCAAGGAUCGAUGCAAUUCGUAGGUCCUGUUUCUGGACCAUAUGGAGGACGCCCUUUUGGACGAUAUCGUAGUUCUGGUGAGUACCUGACGCGUGGUAAGUUUUGCCAAUGAUCACGAUCAGGCAUCGAUUGAUAGGAAAAUAAAACCCCAGAGUCCCCAUCACCGCCGUGACAGUCAUGCCCUCAACUGCCAAAAGACCUUUGUCGGUUCUGCUGCCGCGAAACUGUUUACUCCAAAGGGA